Molecule: messenger RNA, 1448 nt
Organism: Cryptomeria japonica (Japanese cedar)
Lineage: Eukaryota; Viridiplantae; Streptophyta; Pinopsida; Cupressales; Cupressaceae
Exons: 5
Coding region: 201-869 (222 amino acids)
Biological process (GO): dolichol-linked oligosaccharide biosynthetic process
Cellular component (GO): UDP-N-acetylglucosamine transferase complex
Source: RefSeq, a predicted model, not a curated record
CCAUAGGAGUGUAAUAACCCACGUUCAAAAUUCUCUUAACAUUUGGCAUACCGAAGGUUAUUGAUUGUGUUCAAUGCAAAUACUCUGCAAAUUCUGCGCAUAUCCUGAUUCCUAUAGUAACGGCUGUAUAUAAAUGGCGAAGAAAGAAAAUUGUGUUCACUGAGAACAUCAAAUUUUGAGGUAGUAAAUCAAGAGUUGCAAUGGCUGUGGCGUUGUCACUUUUGGCAGUGGCGAUUAUGUUAAUAGGAUUGACUCGAUUGGUGUGUGUGCUCUUCCUGGUCGGGAAACCCCUCUCCAAUUCACAUUCUUCUUCUUCUGUCAAAACACUCAUAGUUCUCGGAUCAGGUGGUCAUACAGCAGAGAUGCUUAACCUUGUAGCCGUUCUUAAGAAGGAAAGAUUUUAUCCCAGAUGGUAUGUUGCUGCUGCAACUGAUAAUAUGAGCCUUGAAAGAGCUAGGACAGCCGAAGAAUCACGACCAGAGCAGGUAGAAGGCAAGUUAUUCCAAGGUGCAGAAUAUAUGAAAAUUUAUCGAAGCAGGGAAGUUGGCCAGUCAUAUUUAACUUCCGUUGGUACAACACUAGUAGCGAUGAUACAUGCUAUGUGGUUGAUUUGCCAAAUCAGGCCUGAUGUGAUAUUGUGCAAUGGUCCAGGCACUUGCAUCCCUUUAUGCAUAGCCGGAUUCUGUUUGAAGGUCAUUGGUAUUAAGUGGGUAAUGAUAUUCUACGUUGAAAGCAUUGCUAGAGUAAAAAAGCUGUCUUUGAGUGGCUGGCUAUUAUACAAGCUACAUCUUGCUGAUCAGCUAUUUGUCCAAUGGCCACAACUGAAGCAAAAAUAUACCAAAGCUCACUAUGUGGGACGACUAAUGUAGUUCACAAUUUCCUUUCAUGGUUGACAAGGAAAGGAGGAAAGGAGGAAAGGAACUGAUUGGUAUAAGACUAUAAUCUGCUUUUUUGACACGAAGAGCCACCAUAGUGCUUGUCAACUUCUUUUCUGACUCCAAAAGCUACUGUAUUGCAAUGUUUCUAUUCCUGCAAGUGUGCAUUUUGAAAGCUGGUCCUGUGGUGAUGGAUCCAGGGUUUUCUCGAUUUUGGUUCUUUAAGGAAUAUAUGGGGUUAUAAGACACCCUUUUCAGACUAUGCUUUACCGGUUGUGGUUCAAAUAAAUGUUCAAACCAAUAUGCAAUUGCAAGUGAAUCUAUGGAAAUUUUUUAACAAUAUGAAUAUACAUGAAUGAAUAGUGAACUCAACUGGGGACUCUGAGAGGAGUAGAAACAGAAUUUAAUCUUUAGUCUUAGAUUAUAAUUGCUUUGCAGAGGGUUGCUAGUUUUGUGAUUUUUUUGACAGUACUGGUGAACCCUCUGCAACUAAAUGACAGUUUCUUGCUUUACUACCAAGGAAAUUGUUCUGAUUCAUUUACGCUGUUAUUUAGUACAAGCUAUUGAACAUUU